Messenger RNA from Dipodomys spectabilis (banner-tailed kangaroo rat), 1975 nucleotides. RefSeq names its product single Ig and TIR domain containing (gene Sigirr). The record is from RefSeq and is a predicted model, not a curated record. The transcript is spliced from 10 exons. Lineage: Eukaryota; Metazoa; Chordata; Mammalia; Rodentia; Heteromyidae. The coding region runs from base 586 to 1809 and encodes 407 amino acids. Gene Ontology annotation, biological process: signal transduction.
ACUGCAAGGCCAGGAAACUACAGGAAAGUUCUCAAAUAACACUCACAAAAGCAGGUUCCCUCCAAGCUGGGGGUGCGUCCUGGGGAGCCGUGGUGUUGUGGACACUUGCUGGGGUCCAGCAGAGGGCCUUGCUCCCCAGUGCACACCAGUGACCUCAGCGGUCUACUUCUGGGGGGAGGGGGAGCCGAGAGCCGGAACCGGUGACCGCCUUCACUGCUGCUCCGUGGCUUUGUGGCCUGUUCUCAGAGCUAGGCGUGGCCGAGGACCCCCGGGCAUCCCACACGCACAUACCAACAUGUGCCAACGCACACACCUGUGUGUGUGAAGGCAGCACUGGGAGUAUAUAACAGUGUGUACAGCAGUGGUAGCCAGAGGCGUGCGGCAGGAAGGGUGUUGGGUGGAACCCAGGGUGCACACCAGCCAAGCCUCUGACCUGUCCAGGCACCCUGACCAACUGACCACAAGGACAGAGAGGGUUUCCGCCCAGCCGCUGGUGGAGCAGUCUGUUUCAUUAAGGAGCUCCUGGAGCCAGGGGUGGCCCACCACCAGUGUUCAGCCUGUCCCGGAGAGGCCCCCGACAGAGCCAUGGCAGGUGUCUGUGGCAGGGCCCCCGACUUCCUCUCCCCAUCUGAAGACCAAGCCCUGGAACAUGCUCUGGGCAGUGUAGUUGCUCUGAACUGCACAGCUUGGGUUGUCUCUGGACCCCACUGUCCCCAGCCUUCAGUUCACUGGCUGAAAGAUGGGCUUUCUUUACCCAAUGGAAGUCACUACAGCCUCCAAGAGGACUUCUGGGUCAAGGCCAACUUCUCAGAGGUGCUUGUAUCCAGUGUCCUGGGGGUCAACCUGACCAGUGCUGAAGACUACGGGGCCUUUGCCUGCUCUGUCCUCAACACCAGCUCCUUCUCCUUCACUCUGUGGAAAGCUGGCCCGGCGGGCCAUGUGGCCGCAGUUGUGGCUUCCCUCCUCGUCCUGCUGGCUCUGCUGCUGCUGGCCCUGCUCUACCUGAAGUGUCGCCUCAACGUGCUGCUUUGGUACCAAGACUGUCACGGAGAGGUGGAGAUGAAUGAUGGGAAGCUCUACGACGCCUACGUGUCCUACAGCGACUGCCCCGAAGACCGCAAGUUCGUCCACUUCAUUCUGAAGCCGCAGCUGGAGAGGCGGCGGGGCUACAAGCUCUUCCUGGACGACCGCGACCUCCUGCCCCGCGCGGAGCCCUCGGCCGACCUCCUGGUAAACCUGAGCCGCUGCCGACGCCUCAUCGUCGUGCUUUCCGACGCCUUCCUGGGCCAAGCCUGGUGUAGCCACAGCUUCCGGGAAGGCCUGUGCCGGCUGCUGGAGCUGACCCGCAGACCCAUCUUCAUCACCUUCGACGGCCAGCGGCGCGGGCCCGGGCACCCGGCGCUGCGCCUGCUGCGCCAGCACCGCCACCUGGUGACGCUGCUGCUCUGGAGGCCGGGCUCGGUGACGCCGUCCUCUGACUUCUGGAAAGAGCUGCAGCUGGCGCUGCCGCGGGCCGUGCAGUACCGGCCGGCGGCGGGGGCCGGGGACCCGCAGACCCAGCGGCAGGACGACAAGGACCCCAUGCUGACCACGCCGGGCCGCGCAGCUCCCGAGCCAGACGCAGACGCGGACCCCGAGGGAGACCUGGGCGUGCGUGGACCUAUUUUUGGGGAGCCACCAGCCUCACGACAUGCAGGUGGGGUGUUGCUGGGAGGCCAAAGCAGCGAGGUGGACAUCUCUGACCUUGGCUCCAGGAACUACAGCGCCCGCACGGACUUCUACUGCCUGGUGUCGGAGGCAGACGUGUAGCUCUGGCCUAGCCUGGCACGCGGGCUGAGGGGGGCGGCGGGCCGGGGGGACGGCAGGGAGGGCAGGCAGGGCAGGAGGUGUCCUUCGGAAAGGCCGCAGCCCCUGUCUGGUUCUCAGGGAAGGAACGUGGACCCCAGUGCCACGUAAUAAAGGUCUUAAAUUCUAA